GUGUUAGCUAGCUAUAUCGCCCGAUAGUAAAUAACCCAAUUCGAAUUGCUAGCUAGGUAUAUCGGGUAGUAUAUUGAGUUAGCUAGCUAGAUCGCCCGAUAGUCGAUAUUUUUUUUCUCCUUGGGCGUGGCCGUCCAAAAUGUGGUUUUCGUUGUUCUGUAUUUGUUUUUAACAGCGGCCAAGUUUAUAUUCAAACUUUAAACAAUAAAGUACUACAUCAACCACAAAACCCAGUUGCUCGUCCAAUACGUGGUUUAAAACGUACAGCAUUGAAAGAAAAGUUUAGAAUUAGUGCUUCUGUAUUCUGUACAACAAAUUUACAGAGAACAAUCAAAAAUCAGAACAGGAUCAGAAAAAUUAGCAUUCAACUAUGAUGCCACCGAAACAUCAAAGCAAACUUUAAGAAAAAUCAAACGCGAAGCUAUUAACGAAAUCACAUUAGACAAGAACAUAGACAAAGCAUUAAUAUUAUUACAAAUUCAAUUUAAUAAUGAAAUCUGUGCUGAUGGGGUAGUUCCAGGUGCAAUUCAAUUCCAUUGCUUAUUACCAUUUCAUACUAUUUGUUUUACUGAAACAAGUAUUCGUCUAUAUGAUCGUCUUGUUCAAUCUAAUCAAUCGGUAUUAUCAUGGGACGCGACUGGAAUUAAGCAAACUAAUGGACGUCGAAUACUGCACUAUGAACUUACCAUGACACAACCAGGCAUUGUUGUUGAAGAUUCCUUGAUACUCAUCAGCUUUAUGUUAUCCGAUAGUCAUUCAUUACCAACGUUAGUCAAUUGGAUGAAUUUAUCGUCAACCGACAUUUGA
Messenger RNA from Didymodactylos carnosus, 807 nucleotides. The record is from the annotation of a GenBank genome assembly. NCBI's taxonomy places the organism in Eukaryota, Metazoa, Rotifera, Eurotatoria, Philodinida, Philodinidae.